Messenger RNA from Hevea brasiliensis (rubber tree), 943 nucleotides. RefSeq names its product signal peptidase complex subunit 2. Gene Ontology annotation, biological process: protein targeting to ER. The record is from RefSeq and is a predicted model, not a curated record. Gene Ontology annotation, cellular component: signal peptidase complex; membrane. The transcript is spliced from 5 exons. NCBI's taxonomy places the organism in Eukaryota, Viridiplantae, Streptophyta, Magnoliopsida, Malpighiales, Euphorbiaceae. The coding region runs from base 75 to 650 and encodes 191 amino acids.
GAAAUGAAAGUUCGCCCUUCACUUGCAAGCACAGACAAAGACUCGCUGCCAAAUCUCUCGUCAUCUGCUAUCAAAUGCAAGAAAAGAAACCAGAGAUGGCAAACAAGAACCCAAAGAAGGCCAAUCUUUUAGAUCACCACUCUAUCAAGCACAUUCUCGACGAGUCCGUCUCUGAGAAUGUUACCAGUCGCGGAUAUGUGGAAGAUUUUAGGAUGAGCAAUAUAAGAUUGUUGAUGGGGACCAUUAUCAUAGUUAUCGCGCUUAUUGCUCAGUUUUACAAGAAGAAGUUCCCUGAGAACAGGGACUUUUUGAUCGCUUGUAUUGUAUUGUAUGUAGUCUUCAAUGGAUUGUUGCAGCUGAUUAUAUACACAAAAGAGAAGAAUGCGAUCAUGUUCACAUAUCCUCCUCAGGGAUCUUACACCAGCACUGGUUUGGUGAUCUCUUCCAAAUUGCCCAGAUUUUCAGAUGACUACACACUUAGCAUAGCAAGUGCAGAUCCCAAAUCAAUUUCUGCAGGAAAACCAGUGCAGUUUACCAAGAGCGUCACCCAAUGGUUCACCAAGGAUGGCGUUUUAGUGGAAGGUUUGUUCUGGAAAGAUGUUGAAGCUCUAAUAAAUGAUUAUGCAGGAGAACCAAAGAAAAACAAGUGAGCUGCUCCUCUAACAAUAUUUCAUAGGUCAAUGGUUGGACAGAUACCCAUCAAUAUUGAGAUUUGAUAUGGAUGGUCAUUGAAAUUAUCAUUAGUGCCUUGAAAAUUUUUGAGCCAAACUAAAUGAAUAUCGAAUUUACAAGUAUUUUGGAUUAGAUUUGUUAAUGUGAUUCAUAUCGUGUUGCCUCUUGGAAAACGAGGGGUUUGUCCAUUAUUGGAUGGCACUAGGUAUGUCCAAAUUUCAUAUUGGCUACUACUAUCCAUCUUUAUUGAUGCUCAAUUGGGAGAUCAUCA